AUGAAAAAUAUAGAACAUGGUCCAGAUGCAACAGUAGUAACCGUUGUACCAAUAAUCAAAAUAGAAGAAAUUAUUGGUCAAAUAAUUCGUGCAAUUGAAGGAACAGCAGAAAAUGAAUAUCAAUUCAUAAAGAGUUGCAAAGAUUUCUUUCAAUAUGAAGAGCCACAAAGGGUAGAAUUAAAUGGAUCAGGUGAUUUUGGUUAUAUUAUUUCUAUGAAGAAAUCCAUUCAAAGUUUUUUAAAUAAACCAGAUGUUAUGGAUUUAUUGAUUAG
Adineta steineri is the source of this 272-nucleotide messenger RNA. Lineage: Eukaryota; Metazoa; Rotifera; Eurotatoria; Adinetida; Adinetidae. The record is from the annotation of a GenBank genome assembly.